This is a messenger RNA of Bacidia gigantensis, 2646 nucleotides long. RefSeq lists its product as uncharacterized. The transcript is spliced from 3 exons. The record is from RefSeq and is a predicted model, not a curated record. Lineage: Eukaryota; Fungi; Ascomycota; Lecanoromycetes; Lecanorales; Ramalinaceae. Bases 1 to 2646 code for a protein of 881 amino acids.
AUGGUCAACCUGGAACCCGGACGCGACUACUAUGCAGAUUUAGAAAUCACGCCCCAGGCCAAUGCAAAUGAUGUGAAAAAGCAAUUCAAGAAACUUGCUCUGAAAUACCAUCCGGAUCGCAACCCAGGUCAAGAGGCAGAGUACAACGCCAAAUUCCAGGCCAUCUCGGCCGCAAACGAAGUCCUCACCGACCCAGCGCUGCGUGCCAAGUUCGAUGCACAACGAUUCAGAGAAGGGCCCCCGAGACCAUUCAGCAACCCACAAACGCGACCUGAUGUCCCACCUCGAACUCGUGCUACAAAUUUCCCACCACCACCCAGGGCUCCACCACCUCCUGCUAGCAAGCCGCAGCCUUCUUCUGGGGCGCGAAGAUAUGAUAAUUUUGCUCGUGCGAAUGCCGGCUGGGGUGCUACAGAUACUGAUGAUGUCCGAGGGAAGGCGAACGAUUUUAAAGCUUGGGAGCAAAUGAGACAUGGGCAAGGGCCACUACCAAAGAGUCGUCCACCACCCUCAAGGUCUCCACGGAGGACUACGUUCGAGCCUAAGCACACAUCCCCGCCUGGAAGAGCGUCGAAUGGCCCUACAUCCAGGGUUCGGCGCACAUGGGAAGAUCUGAAAGAUGCGGGAAUGCCUUAUUUAGGCAAAACGCAGUCGAAUCGCCCGGCUGGUAGGAAAAGUGGGCCUGAGGACGAGAAGCAGACGCAGUCUGCAUUUUCGAAUACCUUCAAUGGCGAUCAUCCUACCAAGUCACCUGAAAUGGCCCCACCACCCCGACCCCGACACGCCGUACCACCACGACACGAUCCAGCGAACCUGCACGGCCGAGAGCACGUAGCAUCAUCGAACCAUACUUCUGCUCGUCCUCGAAUGCAAUAUAAAAAUGCCGGAGGCGAGAGGACCUUCCUUGCGAGUCCUGCAAUACACAGAUCUGCAACGACCGCUACGCCUAGAGAUGCAAGAGAUCAGACUGGCUUCAAGGACAGGCGCUCUGCAAAUUUUAAUGGCGACCACCAUCACUCCGCAUCUGCUGGUGCUGCCACCUAUGAAGCUCCGUUUAGAUCAUCCAAUGUGUCUUCGGCAACUACUUCAGCUACCACCUCAUCCGACGAUGAGGAUGAAGAACCGUUCUACGGAAAAGCGCCAGAGCACAGAGAGCACAGAAUACCAAGGUCCAGAAAAGCUCGUAUGCCGGCUGGGGCUGGUAUACGCAUGAGAUCGGGGUUCUCUCCGCAUGUCCAUGACGGCAAUCAGGACGAAGGACAAGCACCCCACCCAGGCUACGCAGAUUUCAGGAGACACUCCGGCAUUGAUCUACCAACGCAGAGCUCUUUUUCAGACCAGCCAGGGGGCUUUGCUGCUCAUCGGACAAGACAGGAUUCUUUUCAGAACGGGCCGCAAUCAGCAAAGUCACCCGCUAAUGACAGUCUAAACGAUCGGUUUCCCCAGCGGCAUAAAAGCUUCGAUGAUAGUUUUGAGAUGCCUGAUCAUAGCAAACCGUCUACGACAACAUCACCACGAGAUUCUCCAAGCUCAGAAGCUGUUAAUAUGAGAUUUUCGGUCUCUGGAUCUCCGCCAAAGUUCGGCAAUCAUAACCCAUUCUCCCAUCACAAAGCUACCGCUGAAGACGGCGAAAAUGCGGAUGAAUUUUUGGACGACGAAGAGACUUCUCCAACCGACACACGUGUACCAAAUGAGCGUGAAGCUGGCACUGAUAUUCCACCACCGCCAAAGGUAGGUGACAAAUGGUCGGCCGAAGAUUGGGAGAGGAGGUUUGGGGUGCAUACAUUUGACAUACCCGCAAGUGGUCCAAACAGUCGUGCGACAAGUAGAAAAAGAUCAGGCACUCCUAAAUCAUCGUCCCUCAACAAUCUCCGACGGACGGCGUUCCGCUCAAGCGGUUUCCAGCCUACUGUCGCCGACGACAGUGAUGAGCCGAGUGCCUCUGAGCCUCCGCCAACUGAAAGUCUCAACCGCAGCACGAAUAAUUCACGCACAAGUAACGCCAGUGAUGGAAGUGCUAUGGAUAUCGACUCUACCCCUCCAGCCUCAUCUAACAGUAAGCCUGUGAAGACCGGUCAAGCUUCCCCACUGGGUACACAUCGGGAUUCCCAAUCUACCGUUACAGCAUCACCGCCAAAAACCAAUGGAGACUCUCAGAGACUGAAUCUCGGUGACUUUAGACAUGUCGCUCCUUUCGCCACCAAUCAAAGUGGACUCAAUGGCAUCGGCGAUCUAAAUGAUUUCCUACCCUUUGAGUCCAGACCGUCACCCAUACGACCCGACUUUACCAAAUGUACUAAACCUCUUGAGUUACCCAAGCCUCCCAAAGCACCUUCGCCCCCACAGACCCUCAAUGACGAGACUUGGAACACCUACGUAGAGAAAAUGAAUUGGUAUCUGUUUCAUUGGAAUAGCUUCAACCAGAACAUGAUAUUGCUGUUUCAGCAGCGCCAAGAGGACCGUCGAGAGAUCGGUCCUUCGUGGAUCGUUCAAAUGGGUGGGGAUUGUGAAGCCUAUCUGGAGUGUUUGAAAGAGGAAGAGAAGGCUAGAAAAUGGUGGGACGUGGCCACUGACUACCAUAAGGAGUCUAUGACGAAUCUGAAAAAUGUCCGAGAAAGGGUGCUCAAAGCCAAGGGCCAGGCAUGA